Messenger RNA from Hippoglossus stenolepis (Pacific halibut), 1927 nucleotides. It is a transcript of the gene ucn3l, whose product is annotated as urocortin 3, like. The record is from RefSeq and is a predicted model, not a curated record. Gene Ontology annotation, cellular component: extracellular region. The transcript is spliced from 2 exons. Gene Ontology annotation, molecular function: hormone activity; corticotropin-releasing hormone receptor 2 binding. Bases 366 to 830 code for a protein of 154 amino acids. Gene Ontology annotation, biological process: cellular response to nutrient levels; adenylate cyclase-activating G protein-coupled receptor signaling pathway; hormone-mediated signaling pathway. NCBI's taxonomy places the organism in Eukaryota, Metazoa, Chordata, Actinopteri, Pleuronectiformes, Pleuronectidae.
CGGGAUGACGUGUUUGCUGGCGUAGAGCUGCGGUUCCUCGGCUGCUACUAAAUGAAUGCAUGGUGGGGAUGGAGGAGCAGGACGCACCGGCGGUCAGACUGUGCGCACUGCUGACCUCCCCACGCACACACGCACACAAACAACCACACACACGCACGCACACUAUCACACCCAGGAUUUGUCGUCGUCACUCCUGAGGAUUUCUUGCCUGUUUGGAUUUUCAUUUCUUUGCAGUGAAACGCAGUGGUUGACAUCUGCAACAGUUUUUUCUUUAUUACAGGACGCGAGUGGUGAGUUGGGAAGUUGCUUGUACACAUCUGUGAGCUGAUUAUAUCAUAUCAUCUUAAAACAAGAGGGGAGCCAGCAUGCUGUCCUCCCUGAAGACCCUGCUGCUGCUCUCGGUCCUGUGCGCACCGACCUCCAGCCUGUGCCUGCGCCUCUACCACAGCCGCUCCGACCUCCUGUGCACCGACCAGCUGGAGGAGCCGGGCUACUCCCCCGUGGAGGACUGGGGGUCCCUGCUGCAGUCCGCGGAGUACCUCACCUCCCUCUCCUCAUCCUCCUCCUCCUCGUCAUCCUCCUCUGGCGAGUCCGGCCGCGGCAAGAGGACCUCGAGUCCCGCAAACUACCGCUUCAUGAGCCGGACCAAGCUCAGGGGGCAGAUGCUCCGCAACAGCAGCAAAGGGGACCGCAGGAGCAGACUGACCCUGUCCCUGGACGUCCCCACCAACAUCAUGAACGUCCUGUUCGACGUGGCCAAGGCCAAGAACCUGCGCGCCAAGGCGGCCGAGAACGCGCGUCUCCUGGCGCAGAUAGGACGGAGAAAGUGACCGUGAAGGACACAAGUUUGAUUCUAACAUGACCAGUGUGCGCCUCGUUACUCUGCUGUAAUCGAUUACUUCUCAUUCACUUUUUAAAGUAAUUGUAUUGGUCUGAUUCUGCGGGGCAAUGGUAGAUUUUGUUUUUCUCACAUUCCAGGUAAAAGAUGUUUCUAAUGUCACGAUUACUGAAAGUUUCAAAUCAGAUCAAAGGUAUUCAUCAUCUUUUUUUUUUGCUCCAAUCCAGAUUAGGGACAAUAAUAAUAAUAAUAAUAAUAAUAAUAAUGAUAGGGGCAAUAAAGGAUGUGAACAGAUUAAACCUUGUGACUCCAAGAUGGAUGAUGAUUCAGGAUUCCAACUCAUAAAUUUGAAGUUAUAUAAAAUAUAUACAGAUUUGAUGAAAAACUGAUUAGUCGAUAUUCUUUGCUGCAAAUUUCCAAGCCUAUUUAUACUAAACUUAUAUAUUUUUUAAUGUUUUAUUUGUGUUAUAAUGUGAUUGAAGAAAAUCCACUUGUUUCCAGUUUCAGCAUCUUGAGUCAAGACAGAAUAAGAUCAAGAGCCACGAGGUCAAAUCUGUAUGAAGAUGAUUGUUGAUUUCUGCCGAGAAAAGAUUAGAGACGUGCAGAUUCUCUCACUCUGCAGCAGACUGCUUUCAAGUCUGCAGAGAGGAUUUCAUGUUUUUAUUAUUAAUAUUAUUAUUGUUGUUAUAGCAGUACGGGACAAACCUCUGAUUUUAUUUUUCAGGAGAAUGAAUACUUAAUAGGUUUAGUUUACCCCUGAGUCAUGAAAUUUUCAAUCUCGGACUAAACCACAAGAACAAAGUUAUCAUUUACUUUUAUUUCCUUUUGCAAAUGACCAAUGUUGCAUAAUCAUAACAUUACAUUUCAGAGGAUUACAUGUUUUUUUUCUCUUUGCUGCCUCGUUUCUGAUCAUUUGUUGUUCAGAAAUUCACAUGAGGACCUGUAACGACUCCAGAUUUCAGUGUGAAACACACAAACCAACCGACACAUCAUGAAACACAGUCAAAAUGCAAAUGCAUGGGAAUGUAUGUGUUCAUCAGAUGUCUGUUAUUUUUAUACAACUCAAAAUAAAGGAUUAUUUUUCCUCAA